Molecule: messenger RNA, 615 nt
Organism: Brassica napus (rape)
Lineage: Eukaryota; Viridiplantae; Streptophyta; Magnoliopsida; Brassicales; Brassicaceae
Exons: 4
Coding region: 1-615 (204 amino acids)
Source: RefSeq, a predicted model, not a curated record
AUGAAGGAGAUUACUGACUUGGUCGAUCCCAGGAUCAUGUUCAAGCAUCAAUCCCUUUUGCAGGAUUAUCACGAGUUGAGAAAGGGAACAGAGUAUAAGAUGAGGAAACUGGAGGUGAUGAAGCAAAAACGAUCGGCCCUUGAUGCACAAGUUAGGUUCUUGAGACGCAGAUACAAACACUUGAAGCAAGACCAAACUCUUGAAACAUCUCCCGACACGCUGAGAUUGUCCGAAUCUGGAGGAGAUGUGAAGGUAACAACAAGUGGCAAAAGAAAGAAGCACUCUGGUCCAUGGUUUGAUUUGAAGCGCAAGGAUACAGUUUGCAAUGACAAUAAUGCAAGGAGCAGAGGAAACGAGGUUUUAACUCCACUUCCUGAUCUUAACGACAACACUCUGGUGGUCAGCAGCAAAGUCUCGGGCUUUGACCUAAACCUGGUCUCGAGAGAAGAAGAAGAGGAGCCGGAAGGGAAUGGUGAAGCAACAAAGAAAGUAAUGCUUGGUAAUGGAAUCGAUUGCGAGAUGAAGUUGCCGAUUUGCAGAGACGUGGGGAAAGAGAUUAGUAGAGCAGUGAAGAGGAAGGUGUCAUGGCAAGAUCCAGUGGCUCUAAGGGUUUGA